UCGCACUUAUCGUACUGCUCGUUGUGCUAGCAGUCAAAGCGAGAAGAGCAAGAAAACGGCACAAGGUGAUGCUGCAAGACAAAGAUCGCGAGUUGGUAGAGAUGACAAACAGUUUCAACAUUGACUCGAGAGAAGUGAGAUUGCGUGUACGUAUUGACAAAAGCGCUCCCGGCGGAUUCGGAGAAGUUUACAGAGCAGAGUACAGAGAAAUGACGGUGGCCGUCAAGAAGCUACAAGGAAUACAUCAACAUCUCGAUCGCAUCGCCUUGGAGUUCGAGAGAGAGAUCGAAAUGAUGAGAACGAUCAGACAUCCCAACAUUGUUCUGUUUCUCGGUGGAGGUCGUUUCCAUGACGACGGCUGUCCGUUCCUAGUUGUGGAGUACAUGUCUAGAGGAUCGAUGACGACCAUUCUUGCCGACAGAGACAUAAAGCUGGAAGAAAGUCUCAAGAUGAGAUUUGCAGUAGAUGCUGCCAAAGGAAUGAGAUUCUUGCACAGUCAACGACCACCUCGCAUUCAUCGUGACCUCAAGAGUGCCAAUUUGCUCGUCAGCACUAAAUGGGUUGUCAAAGUGGCCGAUUUUGGAGCCGCUCGACUCGUCCGAAACGAGGGAAUCAGUCAGGAAGCUGUAAGAGGAGCGGGACCGCUCGAUAUGACCGCUCCGCUUCUUCAUGCAGACUAUCACUUAUCGUCAGGAGUCGGAACACCAAAGUGGAGCGCUCCGGAGAUACUGAGCGGUCACAGUUACGGAACACCCGCGGACAUUUACAGUUUCGGCAUUGUGAUGUGGGAGAUUAGGGUACGAAAACUUCCUUAUGACGACCGUUCGUUUAGCUCCAUUCUUGACUUGAAAGCUGCUGUUUUGGGUGGAAUGAGACCGACCGUAUCAGAUCACAACGACGACGACUACGUCAAACUGAUGUGUGACUGUUGGGCAGAAAGCUCACUAAAAAGACCUACGUUUUGUCAAGUCGUCGCUAGUCUGGAAGAUAUGAGCGAUUUGUGUUUUCUUUAGCUCCAUAUAGAAACAGUUUGUGUUUUAGGACUUAGGAACACGCAUGAUGUAUACUUAAGUGUUCAAAGUAGAUGAAAUGAUUUGUGAUCGUGUUUUUGAUCCACUGUUCUCGAGCAAACAGA
Messenger RNA from Corticium candelabrum, 1135 nucleotides. Its product is annotated as probable serine/threonine-protein kinase drkA. Bases 69 to 1013 code for a protein of 314 amino acids. Gene Ontology annotation, molecular function: protein serine/threonine kinase activity; ATP binding. Gene Ontology annotation, biological process: protein phosphorylation. Lineage: Eukaryota; Metazoa; Porifera; Homoscleromorpha; Homosclerophorida; Plakinidae. The record is from RefSeq and is a predicted model, not a curated record. The transcript has 2 exons.